ACCAACAAAAUCCAGUCAAUUAUAAUGAUAAAAUAUUCGUCGCAAUUGAAAUUAACGCCCUGUUAUUAUCGCAACAGAAACAAAAUUUACUACAUUCGUCGUAAUCAAUUAAGUGAAGGAUUUUUUAUUUAUCUGCAACAUGAUUCUAUUCAUUGUGUACAGUAGUAAUCAAGUUUGCUCAAUUAAAUACAGUUCCAUAGGGGACUGGAAUAAAUACCAACAACACCAACUAAACCAUCAUAAUCACAAUCAUGAGACAAAUAACACUAAUAAUAAUCAUCAUGGUUCUGAUCAAUCUCAUCAUUUUAAUCAUCAUUCAGCUCUGAGGAAGCAACUUCCUGUUGAUGUUACAACAGCAGCUUCAUCCAUACACCAUGGAUCAACAACUAAUGGAGGAGAGAGGAAGCCAGAAACCUAUGAAUUGUCACAAGAGAUUAUGGAUAAACGAUUAGAGAUAAUUGUUCGUAAAUAUGGAAAAGGAUCGUUCAAAGCAGCUUCGGUGAUACAAAAAGCUUUCCGUAAUUAUCAGUUGAACAAAAGGUUUAAAAAUCUUGCUUUGAAUGCGCUACGAGUCAAUAAUCAAGAAAAGGAUCUCCAGAAACAGCAACAAUUGCGACAACAACAACAACAACAACAACAACAACAUAGUUUAACUGUGACCGGUGGGGGUAGUGCGACAAGCCUUGGUGGUUUAAUUGUAAAUGAUUUUGUUGAUGGGGAAUCUAGUCAAUCAUUUGAGCCUUUACAUCAAAAUCUUAAAUCAUCAUUUCAACAAAGUGAAUCAAAAUUAACUCGAACCAGUUCAUCAUCUUCUGCUCCUAAAGGUACAUUUAAUCAUCAUCAUCUAAAUCAGCAACAAACCCAUCAAGUCCAUCAACAACAGCAACAACAACACCAAAACCAAAACCAUCAGCAACAACAACAUCAACAGCAACAGCAAAACCAACAACAACAACAUCUUUAUCAUCAUCACCCAAAUUUUCAUCCAAAUGGUUUCUCCAAUAGUUUCAAUAAUAAUAUAAGUAAUAAUCUUGUUAAUUCUAAUUCAAUUAUACCUCGUUCACCUACAAUGCCUUCUCUUCAAUCAUCUCCAGUAGCUACAAGCGGAGGAGGAGGUGGUGCUGGAAGUACAGGUAAUAGUGGUCGUGUGGUGGUCAAGAAUAAAAUCUCUGCCAAUACUAAUCACCUUUCACAAGGACACCAACAAUUAUCAAGUCAACACAAUGCACACCCACAACCAUCACAACAGAAAAAACCACCUCAACCUCAACAACAUUAUCAACAACAGCAACAAAAUCCCGUUCAUGUUCAUCAUGUUGGUUCAAUGAAAACCUCAGUUUCAGCUAAAUUCUUUCCCCACCGGACACUACAUUAUGAUGUGAUUAGAGCUCGUGAAUAUCGUGUAGGUUUAAAUUUGUUUAAUAAAAAUCCACCAGAAAGAGGGAUUCAAUAUCUAUUUGACAAAGGUUUCAUCGACGACAUUGUUGAUGAAUCUAAAUUGGUCCAUUAUUCCGGUAAUCUGGACUGUGGACGAAAAGCCGUUCGAGUGGCUACAUUUCUAUUAACCAAAAAAGGAUUAUCCAAACAGAUGAUUGGAGAGUAUCUUGGAGAUUUACAAUCUCCAUUCAAUCAAUUAGUUUUAAAGUUUUUCGUUCGAGAGAUGGAUUUUACUGGAAUGUUAUUAGAUGUUGGGUUGAGAAAAUUUCAAACUUUCUUCCGAUUUCCAGGUGAAGCUCAGAAAAUCGAGAGAUUGGUUGAAACAUUUGCUGAACGUUACUGUGAAUGUAAUGAGGGUCUUGAACUAGAUCGAGGUGGUGAUUCGGAGGAAACACCUAUAAUUACCAAUAAGGAUGACGUAUUUAUCCUGUCAUUUGCAAUUAUUAUGCUUAAUACUGAUCUACAUGUUCCCAAUAAUAAACGCCGAAUGACAGUCGAUCAAUGGAUUAAAAACCUUCGAGGUGUAGUCAAGUCCAAUUUAACGGAAGACUUUCUAAUAGGAAUCUAUGAGCGGAUCAAACAAGCGGAAAUGAAAACAGGUCAUGAUCAUUGUUUACAAGUGCUUAAAGUUCAAGCUUCUUUGGUAGCCUCAUCUCGAAAUGUUACAGUUCCCAAUUUAAGUGCAAAUACUUAUAGACGGUUAAUAUGUUUCUGUCGACUUCAUGAGAUUGUUGAUCUAAAUAAGAAAGAGCGUCAAGGUCAACACCAAAGAGAAGUUUUCCUUUUCAAUGAUCUACUUUUAGUCACCAAAGUGUACAAGAAGGGAGGAGGAUCUGCUCCAAGAACAACCAAUAUCGCCGCUGCCGCCGCAGCAUCAGUGGCCUCGAAUCAUCUUGGUAAUGGUUCGGUCGCUUCACAAUUGUACAGUUACCGUCGAAGUAUCUUAUUAACAUCAGUGAAUGUUUCCCUUUUCUCAACACACUAUUAUCCGUAUGGAAUCAAAAUCUCUUCCAGAGUGGAUAAAGAUAAGACAAUGAUUCUUUUCAACGCUCGUAAUGACACUGAUCGGUUCAAAUUUUUCGAAGAUCUAAAAGAAAGUAUCGCAGAAAUGCACCAAAUGGAAAUGAUUAGAAUCCAAUCAACUAUGGGUAAUUCCAAUGGUUGUUCAGGGACAACAUCUCCUUCUAGUGGUUCCGGUGGUUCAGCCAAACGAUUAACAGUUAAUUCUGUCGGUACUGUUUCCAGUUCCUCACUUUCCACCGCUGGAAAUAGUAACACCUGAAAGCAACUUGUUCAACUGGAUCUUCGGGUUCAUCAUCUUCUUCCUCUUCAUCGUCUUCAUCUACUGUCACAACAAAUACAACGACAAUAAAUUCAUCUUCCACUGGUAAUCUUCCGAGUCUUAAUCAUUCAUCUUUAAUGGAUUUAACAACUUCUUCCAAUUCAUCGUCGCCAUCAUCUUCUUACUCUUCACCCAAAUCAGGCCUCUCAUCUUCUGGUAAACAUCAAGGUAUCAACAAAGUAUCUGUGUCAACCUCUUCCUUAGACUCUGCUCUUCCAAACUCAUCAUCUUCAUCCAAAUCAUCUCAUCAUCUUCCCCCUCUGCACAUCCAUCUUGUUUAAAAUGAUGAUCAACAAUUGACUCACUCACACACAGAGGAAGAGCAAAGGAAAUCUAUUUAAAUGCCUUAAUCAAUUCUAAAUCAACUCUCACACCAGAAAGAAAAGUUAAUAUAUAAAUAACUCCAUGUACAUGAUGAUUCAUAUUUAAUUACAACCAAAAAAGAGAUAAAAAGUGACAACAAUUAAUGACAAUUAAUACAAAGGAAACCUAUUAUAUAGAUAAUAUCGAAAGGAUAAUUUGUUGUUAACCAGCCUACACUCAACAACAACAAAAACAACAACAACAAUUAAAUCAACUCACCAAACUUGAAAAAAAGGAUAAAUGAGACAAACACCAAAGUUGAAUUGAUAUAAUAUUAUUAUUUCCAAUGAACCAACAAAAUCCAGUCAAUUAUAAUGAUAAAAUAUUCGUCGCAAUUGAAAUUAACGCCCUGUUAUUAUCGCAACAGAAACAAAGUUUACUACAUGCGUCGUAAUCAAUUAAGUGAAGGUCGGUAUUAGCAUCAACUUACUGUCAACAUUUCUCUCUCUCUCUCAAAAAUCAACCCAUUUUUCAGCUCAAAUGUCAAUUAUGAUGCUGAUGAUGUUAACCAAGUUACCAAAAAGCAACAAGUCAAUCUCCUCCUCUGGUCAAGAUUAAGCAAGAUUAAGGAUCAACAUGAUAUAUAUCAAGACGAAUUUAUAUUCAAGUUAAACCAGAAUUGAGAGAGAAACAUGAAAAUAGAGGAUAUGAUAUCAAUCUAAUUUUCUCAAAAUGGAUAACAUUUCCAAAGGAAAUUGUUUAAAUUAUCAUCAAUGGAAAUCAAAAUCAAUCUCCUUGUAUGAUAAUCAGCUGAUCGGAAAACCAAUUGAUCAAAACAAACAUUUGUUCUCCUUCCUCUUUCUCCAUCUCUUUUUCAACCUUAGUAUUUUUUUAUCAAUUAUCUUUUCCCUAUUAGUAGUGGAUUAUAAUCUAUGUAUGACAAUUAUCUUUUGAUUUAAUUGUGAUACUUUUCUGCUCAACCCAAACAACUGAAUUAAUUAUUUAUCAUUUGAAUAAUCUUGAUGAUUAUUGUUAAUGGUGAUCACUCAAAAAAAGAUAUUCAAUGAUGCUCAUCAUGAUGAAUUUAUAUCAUCAUGAUUACCCUGAUUUUCAUUAUUUUACCUUAUUUGUAUUUCCCUUUCUUUAUCUCUCUUUUCAUCCUUUGUUCAUCAUCUCAAUCAUCAUCAUCAUCAAAUUAAUUGCAUUAUCUGAUUUUCUCUCUCUCUCUCUCUCUCUUCCUCAUUCUUGCUCAUCACCGAAUAUUGUUAUUACCUUGACCUUGCCCUUUCUCUUUCUCUUUCUCUACUUUUGCCAUCUUCCAAUAUUUUUUUCGUCAUCAUCAUCAUCUUCAUCAUCGCAACCAACCACAACUUCAUCAACAACAACAACAUCUUGUCAUUUGUAUAGCAACAAAUAACCACAACAUGAAACAAGGAGGAGAAAGAAACAAAAUGUUUUUUUAAUUGUUUCUCGAGAGAAACUUAUUAUUAUUAUUAUUAUUAUUAUAUUAUAUCAAUUAAUUAUUACAAUUAGAGAAACAAUUAAUGCCAUUAUCAAUGGUGUGUCAAAGAAUCAACAAAAUACUCUAUAUAUUGUAAAGAAAGUAUAUAAAUAUAAAGAAAUUGGUUUUAAUACAAAACAACACAAUUAA
Molecule: messenger RNA, 4733 nt
Organism: Panonychus citri (citrus red mite)
Lineage: Eukaryota; Metazoa; Arthropoda; Arachnida; Trombidiformes; Tetranychidae
Product: IQ motif and SEC7 domain-containing protein 2-like
Exons: 3
Coding region: 140-2719 (859 amino acids)
Biological process (GO): regulation of ARF protein signal transduction; actin cytoskeleton organization
Molecular function (GO): protein binding; guanyl-nucleotide exchange factor activity
Source: RefSeq, a predicted model, not a curated record